GUGUGAUAACCACGACGAUGGUGAAACGGCUGCCAUCAUUCUGUGUAAUGUCUGUGGGAAUUUAUGUACCGAUUGUGACAGAUUCCUUCAUCUCCACCGGCGAACAAAGACUCACCAGAGACAGGUAUUCAAAGAAGAAGAAGAAGCUAUCAAAGUUGAUCUCCAUGAGGGUUGUGGUAGGACCAAACUCUUCUGGCUGAUGGCAUUAGCAGAUUCUAAAACUAUGAAGGCUAUGGUGGAGUUCAGAGAACAGACAGGCAAACCAACCACCAGCAGUUCUGAAGCGUGCCGUUUCUGUGGCUGUAGGAGUGGAACGGAAUUAUCAGCAGUGGGAAGCGUUUGUUCCGAUACAGACUGCCAGGAGUACGCUAAGAUUGCCUGCAGCAAGACCCACCCCUGCGGUCACCCCUGCGGAGGCGUUAAGAACGAAGAGCACUGUUUGCCCUGCUUGCACGGCUGCGAUAAGACUGCUGCAACCCUGAAACAGGACGCGGACGACAUGUGCAUGAUCUGCUUCACUGAAGCGCUUUCAGCAGCACCAGCCAUCCAGCUGGACUGCAGCCACGUUUUCCAUUUGCAAUGCUGUCAACGAGUACUGGAAAACAGAUGGCUCGGGCCGAGGAUCACUUUUGGGUUUAUGUCCUGCCCUAUUUGCAAGAACAAAAUCAAUCACACAGUAUUGAAGGAUUUGCUUGAUCCCAUCAAAGAACUCUAUGAAGAUGUAAGGAGGAAAGCGCUGAUGAGGCUGGAGUAUGAAGGGUUGCACAAGAGCGAGGCCAUCACUACGCCAGGUGUCAGGUUUUACAACGACCCGGCUGGCUACGCCAUGAACAGAUACGCUUACUACGUCUGCUACAAGUGCAAGAAGGCGUAUUUUGGUGGCGAAGCUCGUUGCGACGCUGAGGCUGGCCAAGGGGAUGACUACGAUCCAAGAGAGCUCAUCUGCGGCGCGUGCUCUGACGUGUCAAGGGCUCAGAUGUGUCCCAAACACGGUACGGAUUUCCUGGAGUACAAAUGCCGCUACUGCUGCUCGGUCGCCGUUUUCUUCUGUUUUGGGACAACGCAUUUUUGCAACGCUUGCCACGACGAUUUCCAAAGAAUGACAAGCAUCCCUAAAGAAGAACUCCCACACUGUCCAGCAGGUCCCAAAGGCAAACAACUCGAAGGAACAGAAUGUCCACUUCACGUUGUCCAUCCACCCACUGGUGAAGAAUUUGCUCUGGGUUGUGUGGAAUGCUCACACUUUUUAGACGUAGCAUUUUUGGUUUCUUUACCAGAGCAAAACAGGUGCCCUCAUCCCUCAAGUGUCCUGAAAAUAAAAAGUCCAGCCGGGAUGAGGACGGGACCAUUUCAUAACCCAGGUAAAAGGAACAAUUUACAGUGCAAGAAGGAUGCCAAAUACCAUGUACAUAAUUCUUGCUGUGAGAUAUUGACAUUUUUUUGAACCGAGACAUCAAAACUUGUGAGGUGUUUGCAUGUGGCCAUUACAGUCAUCGGCUAGGAAACAUUGGACAUUUACAAAUAAAUAAUUGCUGUUAAAGGAUCCGUGUGUCUGUGGGCUAUGAAUGAUGCUGGCUUUGGGGAGAAAGGCAGACAAAAUACUGAUUAUUGUAUACUGACUUUUUGUAAUCUUGUACAAUUGUAACGCACCACAGGUGGGGAUGGGAAAGAGGAAUAUUCUGGUUUAUUUCCUAGACUGUUAUAAAACAACAACAACUAAUGGUGUUAGGAAGGCAUAAAUGUGACGAGUAUCACGCUGUAUAUAAAGGUAUCAAUGUUUGUCCUGUAUAAGAAUUAUGGAAUUACAACAGCAGUUUCAUUUAAACUUCUGGGUUAUGUUUGAGCCUGAAAUUUUAAUGAAGUGCAAUACUGAGUGUGCCUCAUAUCUUGCAGCUGUAAACAUAAUGGAAUGUACAUGUCAAUAAAGCCACUGUACAUUUUUAUACAGUGAAA
Messenger RNA from Eurypyga helias (sunbittern), 1953 nucleotides. RefSeq names its product E3 ubiquitin-protein ligase MYCBP2-like. Gene Ontology annotation, cellular component: nucleus. Lineage: Eukaryota; Metazoa; Chordata; Aves; Eurypygiformes; Eurypygidae. The record is from RefSeq and is a predicted model, not a curated record. The transcript is spliced from 9 exons. Bases 200 to 1444 code for a protein of 414 amino acids.